AUGUCAUCGUCGGCCUCGACUUCGCCCUCCACGUCGCCCCUGUCAUCGCCCACCCUGGCCAGCACCCUGACCGUGGUCCACCCCAACUCGCCCAUCGUCAUCUCCGUCGCGGCGCAGCCCUCGUCGCCCAGCCCCACGUCCAGCCUGCGUUCGGUGGUCGCGCUCCGCCAGACGCUGGGCCACGCGCUGUCCUCGGGCGACUCCAACAUCCUCUCCCUGCUGCACACCCUGGCCGAGAAGGGCAAGACCCGGCACGAGGACCGCAAGAAGCGCAAGCGAGCCAAGAAGGAGAAGAAGGAGCAGGCCAACAGCAGCAGCAGCAAGUCGGCGACCUGGUCGGCCACGUCCAUCUUGGAUGCCAAGGCCAAGAUGGCCGAACCCGCGGCUGCCAGCGCGAAGAAGACCCCGCCCAAGCGCAAGAGGAGCGUGUCCGACGCGCGCAUGUUUGCUUCGGACGACACCCACAUCGUGCACCGCGACCGCAGCCGCUCGGCCCCGCUGUGCGCCGACGUCAGAGCGAGCCCGACCAUGCCGGGCACGCCGCGCCCCAAGGAAGUCCCCGUGCGCAGCCACAGCCACGGGUCAUCGCUGACCCGUGACCCGCCCACGCUGGGUGCCGGCAAGCCCAAGAAGACGAACAGCGCCGGCAGCCUGCCGACGGUCCACCUCUCGUCGUCGUCGGUGCCCAUCAAGAAGUCGCCCAGGAUGCGCGGCCGCAGCUCGAGCGUCUGCGGCAGCUCGGCCAGCGCACCGAUCCGCCGCGCGGCGCCCACGACAACGACAUCGUCGACGCCAAAGCAGACCAUGGCCGCCCUGCUCUCACCUCGCUCCGAGCGCAUGGUGCCACCCACGACCACAACCGACGGUUUCUGCGUGCACGGCCGGCCGCACCAUCAUCAGUCGCGCACCUCGCUCGUCGCGACGGGCCACCACCACACCUGCCGGCACGCCCGGAGCGUGCCCGUAAGCGUCGAGAUGGACGCCGCGCCCACCCUGAUCGCCGUCUCGCCCACCACCGCUGCCACAAGCUUGGAUGGCAGCACCACCGGAGGCGGCAGCAAUCACUGGGCUCUGGGCGACGCUGAGCUGGAGUCGAUCCUGUGCGGCAUUGAGGAGAGCGCGGUGGCUGCCAACUCAAGUGCAACUACGACCCCGUUCCUCACCGCGAGUCUGUCGGACUCGACGUCGACCUCGCCUGUGUCGCUGUCGUCGGCGCCUCUGGAGCGCAGGACCUCGCUGGACAUCAUGCACAUUGCCGACACGAUGGAGCGGGUGAGCAUCGACAGCAAGGAGUCGGACGAGUUCGACCCGAUGCGCUUCCUCGACAUCGAACUGGCCACGGCCACGGCCGCCGUCGCCGCUGCCGCCCAGCAGCAGCCGCUGAUUGUGCCCACUCCGGUCUACCCCCAGCAGCAGCACUCCGCCAGGCAGCUGCCGCCCUUUGGCUACGCUACGCCUCCUCCCCAUUACGCGAUCCACCAGCACCAUCAGCAGCAACCGAGGCCCCACUUCACGCCCCAGCAGCUGACCCGCUCCAUGAGCCACCCGCACUCGUUCCACACGCCCGGCGCCACGGUCUCGCCGACGAUCAACGAGGCUUCGCCGGCGUUCGGGUCGAUGCCGGCGCGGUGCAACAGCGACCUGGGGUUCUUCUCGUCGCUGAUGGCGGGCAACCAGGACGAGCAGCAGAUGCGCGAGCUGCUCAUGGCCAUCGACGGGGCCGCAGCGUCCAUCCCCGAUCUCGGCUACUACGACGCAACCAACUGA
Molecule: messenger RNA, 1767 nt
Organism: Acanthamoeba castellanii str. Neff
Lineage: Eukaryota; Discosea; Longamoebia; Acanthamoebidae
Exons: 1
Coding region: 1-1767 (588 amino acids)
Source: RefSeq, a predicted model, not a curated record